AUGGAUGCUCCCAAAGAAGCUCAGCCUACAGGAGAGUUCACAUGUCAGCUAUGUAGCUUAACAGCUCCAUACACAUACUAUGGGCAGAAGCCACCAAACACACGGUCUAUUGUGCUUUUGGAAGAAAGCUAUGUCAUGAAAGAUCCUUUCACCCCCGACAAGGACAAAUUCCUCAUCCUUGGGUCCCACUGCAGUUUGUGUAGCAGAUCAGUGUGCGUUGGUACCGACUGUAGCCUGUUCUACUCCAAAAGGUUCUGCCUUCCCUGUGUGAAUGAAAACCUAGCGGCCUUUCCUUUGGAAAUACAAGAAGAUAUGGAUAAAAGGAAGCCCCAACAAAAAUCCUUCCCCUGUAAAAAAAGGAAUACAAGAACAUAA
Molecule: messenger RNA, 375 nt
Organism: Balearica regulorum gibbericeps (East African grey crowned-crane)
Lineage: Eukaryota; Metazoa; Chordata; Aves; Gruiformes; Gruidae
Gene: CDPF1
Product: cysteine rich DPF motif domain containing 1
Source: RefSeq, a predicted model, not a curated record